Pseudozyma flocculosa PF-1 is the source of this 2127-nucleotide messenger RNA. RefSeq lists its product as uncharacterized. Gene Ontology annotation, molecular function: zinc ion binding; cysteine-type deubiquitinase activity. The record is from RefSeq and is a predicted model, not a curated record. Bases 1 to 2127 code for a protein of 708 amino acids. Lineage: Eukaryota; Fungi; Basidiomycota; Ustilaginomycetes; Ustilaginales; Ustilaginaceae. Gene Ontology annotation, biological process: mRNA processing; spliceosomal complex assembly; protein deubiquitination. The transcript has 4 exons.
AUGGACGGCCAAACCAGCCCUCGUCCCUCAAAGCGCCAACGCCUGCAGCAGCACGCCGACGCAGCCUCACUGGCCCCAACAGACACAUCCUUCUCGGGCGAGCAACCACCGCCACCGCCUCCGCCUCCGUUGCCCUCCAACGAUCUCUUCGUGCCCCCGCCUCCAGAAGAUCAACACGCUCCUCAGCCCCCUCCGCCGCACGACCCAGACCUCUCAGCUGCAGCCCGGAUCCCCUCGCCAUCAACCGCUCCACCACUGCCGCCGCCGCCACCCCCACCCGAGGAUGGUGACAACGACGACGACGACGAUGAGGAACACGGCGGCGCAGAGUACUGGUCCCGGCUCGCCGCACAGGAAGAGGAAAAGAAGCGCAGCCGUGCAGACAACGCCAGCGACCUCUACCUCGACACCAUCGACCGCUCGCUCCUCGACUUCGACUUUGAAAAGCUCUGCUCCGUAUCGCUCUCCAACAUCAACGUCUACGCCUGCCUCGUCUGCGGCAAGUACUUCCAGGGACGCGGCAAGUCGAGCUACGCCUACCUCCACAGCAUCGACGAGGCCCACCGCGUCUUUAUGAACCUCUCCUCGGCCGAGGUCUACGUGCUCCCCGACAACUACAGCGUCACCUCGCCCGCCCUCUCCGACAUCCAGUUCCUCCUCAACCCCACCUUUACCCCGCAGCAGGUCGCCCAGCUCGACGCACCCGACGCCCGCCCCUCGCUCGACCUCGAGGCAAAGCCCUACCUGCCCGGCUUCGUCGGCCUCAACAACAUCCACAAAAACGACCACAUGAACGUCGUCAUCCAGGCCCUCGCCCACGUCAAGCCGUUGCGCGACUUUUUCAUCCGCGGAGGUCCCAGGCUGCCCGGCCAGAGCCACCUGCGCGGCAAUGCCCUGGCGACAACAUCGGGCGGCCCCGUCCCCUCGGUGUGCCUUGGCAGGUCGUCACGGUGGCCGACGGCCUCGGGCUCGCUGGCGUCGAGCACCGAGCUGGUGCGGCGCUUUGGCGCCCUCGUGCGCAAGCUGUGGAAUCCGCGCGCCUUCAAGGGCCAGGUCUCGCCGCACGAGUUCCUGCAGGAGGUGGCCAACGCCUCCGAGGGGCGCUUCAAGCUGACCCAGCAGGCCGACCCGGUCGAGUUUCUCGGGUGGCUCCUCAACCGCCUCCACGCCGACCUGACGGGGGGCAAGCGCAAGCGCGACAGCAUCGUGUCGCGCUGCUUCCAGGGAGAGGUGCGCAUCGAGAGCCAAAAGGUGAUUGUGCGGACGGGCAUCGAGGAGGAGCUGCUGCACGGCACCGAGGACCUGGGCCGGGACGGCAUCGACAAGCUCGACCAUGACGGGCGCAAGGAGGGCGGCCAGGAGGACGAGCACGGCAACGCCAAGUUCAACAUUGAAAAAGAGGUGCAGACGACGCGCUCGCCCUUUUUCCUGCUCGCCGUCGACCUGCCGGCGCCGCCCGUGUUCCAGGAUGCCGUCGAGAAAAACAUUAUCCCGCAGGUCUCGAUCGCCUCGGUGCUCGCAAAGUACAACGGCAUCUCGUUCCAAGAGGCCAACGCCACCAUCCGCCGCUUCAAGGUCGUCAAGCUGCCGCCGUUUGUCAUCCUCCACUUUCGCCGCUUCACAAAGAACCGCUUUGUCGAGGAGCGCAACCCGACGAUUGUCAACUUCCCCAUCAAGGACCUGGACCUGUCGGAAUACGUCGAAUCGGCCGAACCGGGUCUGUCUACGCAGUACGACCUGGUGUGCAACAUCACCCACGAAGCGACGGCGGGCACGGUGCGCGACAAUAGCGUAUGGCGAUCGCAGGUGCACACGCGCACCGACGGACAACCCAUCGACCCCUCGUCCUCCUCCUCCUCCUCCUCGGGAGGGAGCGGUUCGGGUGCGCGUGCAGAGGAGAAAUGGUUCCAGAUCCAAGACCUCAUCGUCGAGGAACUCAACAAGCAGAUGAUCUUUCUCGGCGAGACCUACAUCCAGAUCUGGGAACGGAAAAACGCCUCGGCGCAAGUCGAUGCCGCCAUGACUCAGGCGGCCGUCUCGGCCUCUUCGAAGCAGCAACGACGGCCAGCUCCCGCUUCGUCGUCGUCAUCCAAGUCGGCCGUGGGCACGGCGUCCAAGUCAAGCUAG